Erpetoichthys calabaricus (reedfish) is the source of this 1554-nucleotide messenger RNA. Its product is annotated as piggyBac transposable element-derived protein 3-like. NCBI's taxonomy places the organism in Eukaryota, Metazoa, Chordata, Cladistia, Polypteriformes, Polypteridae. The transcript has a single exon. Bases 1 to 1554 code for a protein of 517 amino acids. The record is from RefSeq and is a predicted model, not a curated record.
AUGAUAAUUGAUGGAAAUUCAAGUGACAUAGAACAGUUAGGGGAGGAAGAUGACGAUGGUAGUGAUGAGGAAUGGACUCCUAAGGUAAUGGCUGCUACAGAGAGAUCAGAUAGUAGUGGUGAAGAAGAUGAACCUGUAGAUAAAACAGACACACCAGUAACACCAAAACAGAGCACAACAAAGCAGUCAGCAAAGGGCAAAGUAAAAAAGAAAGAGUACAGAUGGAGAAAAGUGCCAUUUAAAAGUCCAAGUGUUGAUUUUGAUAGACAUGUUGAGGACGUCUCUACAGAAAGGUCAGAGUGGACACCAUACAUGUAUUUCAAGCAGUUUGUUACUGAUGAAAUGAUUCAGGAUAUUGCACAACAAACUAACUUGUACAGUGUACAGAAACUGGGAACAUCAGUAAACAAAACACCCAAAGAAAUUGAACAGGUUCUUGGCAUGUAUAUGCACAUGGGGUUGGUACAGAUGCCCAAUGUAAGAGCCUAUUGGGAGAUGAAGACAAGGUACCCCACAGUGUGUGAUGUGAUGUCUCAAGAACGAUUCCUUAAAUUGCUGCCACUGAUUCAUUUUCAAGACAACCUCGGUGUGUCUGACGACCAGAAGAAAUACAAACUGUGGAAAAUCAGACCAUGGUUAGAAAAACUGCGCCAACAGUUUCUUCUCAUACCUCCUGAAGAAUUUCAUGCGGUGGAUGAAGUAAUGGUGCCUUUCAAAGGUAAGUCUAACCUGCGUGUUUACAUACCAUCAAAAUCUCACAAAUGGGGGUUCAAGAUGUGGGCACAUGCUGGACAAAGUGGGUUUCUGUAUGAUUUUGCUGUCUGCCAAGGUGCGGAAAAUCCAGAUAAGGAGAAAUCUGAUGUUGGUGUUUCCGGAGAUGUUAUCCUGAAAUUGACCUCAACCCUUCCAGCAGGACAAAAUCACAAGGUUUUUGCUGACAACUAUUUUACAUCAGUACCUGUGGUGGAUCAACUGAAAGAACGAGGACUCUACUAUUUGGGAACAGUUCAAAUGAACAGGGUAAAGAACUGCAGUAUGAUGGAAGAAAAUGAUUUGAAGAAAAAAGAAAGAGAGUCAUGGGAUUUCAGAGUGAAUCAGAAAAACCCUAUCAUUGUGAGAUGGUGUGACAACAAGACUGUGAACCUACUCUCCUCAUUUGUUGGAGUUGAACCAGUGACAAAUGUGAAACGCUGGGAUCGAAAAUCCAAAAUGUACAUAAUGGUGCCAAGACCCGCUAUUGUGGAGACAUACAACAAAUAUAUGGGUGGUGUUGACCUUCUUGAUAUGUUGUCUGCUCUUUACAAGUUCUCCUUUAGAUCCAGAAGAUGGUAUCUGUACAUUUGGUGGCACACUGUCACUGUGGCAGUCAUAAAUGCAUGGAAUCUUUACAAGAGAGACCGGAAAGAACUGGAACCUACGAAGAAACCAAUGCCAUUGCGAAGAUUUCAAGCUUCUGUUGGGACUUCUCUCACAAGCGCAGGAAAAGGCAAGAUCCGGUAUGGCAGACCACUGUCCUCUCCAGAACACGAGAAAAUACCCCCACGUGAAAAAUGA